Messenger RNA from Gadus macrocephalus (Pacific cod), 2828 nucleotides. It is a transcript of the gene ccnc, whose product is annotated as cyclin C. The record is from RefSeq and is a predicted model, not a curated record. Gene Ontology annotation, cellular component: nucleus; mediator complex. Lineage: Eukaryota; Metazoa; Chordata; Actinopteri; Gadiformes; Gadidae. Gene Ontology annotation, biological process: positive regulation of transcription by RNA polymerase II. Bases 129 to 980 code for a protein of 283 amino acids. The transcript has 12 exons. Gene Ontology annotation, molecular function: cyclin-dependent protein serine/threonine kinase regulator activity.
CUCCUCGGACCGUCUUUCUUGUCGUACUGUGAUUUGUUAAGCUGAACUGAUUCUCCUUCUGGUGCUGACCUUUUGUUUAGUAUUACGUUACAUCUAAAGUAUAGUUUGUCCGUUUAGGCUCUUACGACAUGGCAGGGAAUUUCUGGCAAAGCUCACACUAUUUGCAAUGGGUUCUGGACAAGCAGGACCUGAUGAAGGAGCGACAAAAAGACCUCAAGUUUCUCACAGAAGAGGAGUACUGGAAGCUGCAGAUAUUCUUUGCCAAUGUCAUCCAGGCACUGGGAGAACACCUGAAGUUAAGGCAGCAGGUUAUCGCUACAGCAACUGUGUACUUUAAACGCUUUUAUGCCAGAUAUUCCCUGAAGAGUAUAGAUCCAGUGCUAAUGGCCCCUACUUGUGUUUUUCUAGCCUCUAAAGUUGAGGAAUUUGGAGUUGUUUCCAACACUAGGUUGAUCAGUGCUGCAACAUCAGUAUUGAAAACCCGGUUUUCCUAUGCCUUUCCCAAGGAGUUCCCAUACAGAAUGAAUCAUAUAUUGGAGUGUGAGUUCUACCUACUGGAGUUGAUGGACUGCUGCCUCAUCGUGUACCACCCCUACAGGCCCCUCCUGCAGUAUGUACAGGACAUGGGGCAGGAGGACAUGCUGUUGCCUCUGGCCUGGCGAAUAGUGAACGACACAUACAGGACAGACCUGUGUCUCCUCUAUCCACCCUUCAUGAUUGCACUAGCCUGCCUGAAUGUUGCCUGUGUGGUACAGCAGAAGGAUGCCAGACAGUGGUUUGCUGAGCUCUCGGUCGACAUGGACAAGAUCCUUGAGAUCAUCCGCGUGAUCCUGAAGCUGUACGACCAGUGGAAGAACUUUGACGACCGCAAGGAGAUGGCCGUGGUUCUCAACAAGAUGCCCAAACCCAAGCCCCCUCCCAACAGUGAGAAUGACCAGAGCUCCAACGGAAGUCAGAGCAACUCGUACGGCCAGUCGUAGGCCCAACACUUACCGAGCAGCCUCCAUUUUGUACUGACCGGCGGCCAUUUGCAAAAUGACUUCCAACAUCACGUUUGAGAGGGCAAGCCGCUGGGACAUUCUGCGUUUAAACUAGAGGUAUUCUCUCAUGGACACACCCCCUCUCUCUCGCUCUCUAGCAUAACCCCUUAGCUAGCACAUAUCCCCCCUAUCCCGCCCUCCUUCUCUUUCUGAAGUGGUCACAUGUUCAAGAACCAGCCAGCAAAUAGGGUGUCUCUGGACGAUGCCAUUCCCCCCCCCCCCCCCCCCCCUAGAGACUGACAGCAAUAGUAGGCCAUGAGGAAGAGCACUUCUAGUUCAACAUAGAGGGGGGGGGGGAAACGUUUGGGCGGACACACCUGUGAUAGAAGAGUUUGGACAAACAGUGGGUGUUAUGCGAUAUAUGUGUAUGCAUAGUUUGUGAUUUAUUCCUGACAGUCUUGAACGGUCUCGGGGAACGCGUCGUUGUGAUUGGGGUGCUCCGUGGGAUCACUGAAAAAAAAAAAGAAGAAAAAAAAAAAAAGAACUUGGAUCGCCAGCACUGUGCACGUGAGAGUGGGUGGGCCCUCUGGUUGGGGUUUUCUUCAUUCCUCAGGGACUAUACAAGUAGUCUGUCUCGACUGGUGUGUGCCAGAGGUCCUACCCCCCCCCCCCCUCCCUGUGUAUGUUUCCCAUCCACCUUCUGACUGUAUGCUGUCGUGUCACUACCAGGUGGAGCGGGUACCCUUUUGUACAUGGAGGUCUGGUGUUGAGAGCCGGGUCUAAGGUAGAAGGAUCAUAGCUUGUUAAUAAUUAUGAUUGUGCUCCAUUCUGCUCCCAGCCCUUAAUCUUGUAAAUGGCCUUAUAAUGGAAUUUUACCUUCUUUAUUUUACUUGGAAAACUUGAGCUUACUUGAGUAAUAAGUCACUUGUUCUUUGAACCAUCAUGAUUCCAAUUUUUUUUUUUUAAGCAUUUUUUUAAGUUUGCUUUAGGGUUGAACAUAAUGUAUUGUAUCAAACCAUUUUUUUUUAUUAGUAGUACUAUGGGUUUGGCGAGCUUUUGCGUUGCUGUUGUAAAAGUGAAUCACUUCCUGUUUUCUUUUACUUUCUGUAUUUUACAUGUACACUUAAAACCACCUAUUUUAUCAUUUGUUGUGUGUGUGUGUGUGCGUGUAUGUGUAUGUCUGUGUGACUAUACCUGUUGAACGUGUUGUGAUGUGAUGCUUUGGGACCUCCAAUAGGCUCGAUCAUAAUGAGAUGCUCAGACGCCUUAAUAAAAGCUGCUGUUUAUACAGAAACAACCACAAAAUCUCUGAAACAAGCACACCCCACUCAUCCUAGUGUGGAUUCCUUAAGGUCUCCUAUUCAAUGGAUGACCCGUUUGUGGGGAAGUGUUUCCCUCUGUAUUUUACUCCCACCUUCAUUUACUUUUAUUUUUUCAUGAUUUGAAAAAAAGGAUCGUUGCAAACGCUGCAUGGAUGUAACUGGCAAAUGGAGGACAACUUUGGUGUCACUCUCUCCCAUCCGCUGUGGUGUCAAGUGAGUGUGUUUUCGAAAGGGAACCAAGAGUGUGAAAGCCACUGAGACUAGUUAGGGGGGGCUCUCUGUAUGGCUUCGCCUUCCGGCAUUGCCCUCCCCCCUCCAGCCACACACCCCCACUCACCCAAUCUACGACUCCCAUCUGUUCAAUACAAAUGGGUAAAACACCAAAGGGCUUUACCUCAUUGAACUGCUCCUAUCAGAAGGCCCACACAAAAACACAUUUUUACAAAACCAUGUUUGUUCCUGAGUAUUACUUGAAUUUGUACAUUGUCUUUUGGAAGUUGUAAUUAAACCUGUAUGUUGUGAAAAA